CGAUGCCCGAACAGCAGCACCAAUCAGGAUGAGUGACCAUAAUCUGGGGGGGUCUCCAGCCGCAUUCAAACCACGUCAAUAUAUGACCGAAGCUGGUCAGUGUGCGAAGGUUACAUAGCUCCAGGACUACUUCAGGAUGUCUGUGAGGAUGCUCGGAUAUCUCUGCCUGCUGCUUGUUCUGUUGUGUCCCAGCUGGGCAGAAGAACAACAGUGUCUCACGUCUGCUUCCAACUGUGACCAAUGCAUUCAGUCUGGCCCGGCGUGUGCUUGGUGCACCGCCCCUCACUCCAUCACCCGCUGUCACACCUUGAAGGGGCUGAAGGGGACGGGCUGUCGUAAAAGAGACAUAUAUAACCCUCAGGGCAAGUUGCAGGUUGUCAAAAAUGACAGCAGCACCGGACCAGCCGAGGCCCUGUCCCUCCAGCCCCAGGAGUUCUCCCUCCGUUUGAGGCCAGGAGUGAGCCAGUCCUUUCCUCUCACUAUCACCAUGCCUACGGACCGGCCUAUCACAGAGCUGACCAUGGACACCAGCCCUGUGCCUGCAGGAGUCAACAUCACAUUCAGUGACAUCAUGAAUGGAAACCCUCUGUUCGUACAGGUGACUGUCGUGGCUACCCAGUGUCCCAGUGAGGGGGAUAACUUAAACCAACAGCAGAACAGGACUGUACACAUCACACCCAGAGGCUCUUUACAGAGUGUGAAGUUAGAGAUAACUCUGGAGUGUCAAUGUGACUGCACAAGAAACCGUGAGGAAAGAAGCCCUGGCUGCGGAGGCCGUGGGGCCCUGGUAUGUGGCCAGUGUGAGUGUCCCAAUCCUUACACUGGACUACAGUGCCAGAAAGACGACGACCUUUCAAGAAAUGAAGACUUCUGUCGCUCAGGCCCGAAGGACCCCGUGUGUAGCGGUCGGGGGAAAUGUGUGGAGGGAUUCUGCGAAUGCGAUAUGCCAGUGAACCAAAAAGAAAGAUACAGCGGACAAUUCUGCGAGUGCAGCAACCUUGAGUGUCCAUACCACAACAACAGAAUAUGUGGAGGCCACGGGAAGUGCGAGUGUGGAGAAUGCCGAUGUGAUGACGAUUGGACCGGUGAAGGCUGCAUCUGCAGCAUGGAAAUUGCUUCCUGUAUGUCAAAAAAUCAGCAAAUAUGUGACAAUAGAGGGAUGUGCCAGUGCGGCAUAUGUAGAUGUGAGCCACCUUUCAGAGGCCGGACCUGUGAAGACUCCCCUUUUUGAUCGGGCAGCUGUCAGCAGCAAAUAGUUUGUGGAGUGUGGGGUGUAUUACAUAAUUAUUACUAUAAAUGUGAUGGAUUACAAGGACAAAGUUGUAUGAAACUCUGGUAAAAAUACAAGUACUGCAAGUGUGUAUUUAAGUACAGUACAGAACUAUUAAACGCUUUGAUAGGAAAGGAAAUUCCAACAUGUAGGUCUACAUAUAUUAUGGACAUCGUCAGCUAAGACGAACAGGUACCAACUGGUUGCUUUUAAUACAAAAUGUUAUGGAAUUAAAGAAAUUAAAUAAGGUAUACACUCAA
Molecule: messenger RNA, 1530 nt
Organism: Pseudoliparis swirei
Lineage: Eukaryota; Metazoa; Chordata; Actinopteri; Perciformes; Liparidae
Product: integrin beta-1-like
Exons: 6
Coding region: 137-1231 (364 amino acids)
Biological process (GO): integrin-mediated signaling pathway; cell-matrix adhesion; cell adhesion mediated by integrin
Cellular component (GO): focal adhesion; cell surface; integrin complex
Molecular function (GO): integrin binding
Source: RefSeq, a predicted model, not a curated record